Molecule: messenger RNA, 1086 nt
Organism: Endocarpon pusillum Z07020
Lineage: Eukaryota; Fungi; Ascomycota; Eurotiomycetes; Verrucariales; Verrucariaceae
Exons: 1
Coding region: 1-1086 (361 amino acids)
Biological process (GO): inositol phosphate biosynthetic process
Cellular component (GO): nucleus
Molecular function (GO): ATP binding; inositol-1,3,4,5,6-pentakisphosphate 2-kinase activity
Source: RefSeq, a predicted model, not a curated record
AUGGUUGAUAGCAGUUUACACUCCUUCCAUCGGGAAAGAAUCGAUAAGUUGGACUGCAUUCUCCAGUGCAAUUACACCUCUCCAGACUGUGGAGCAAAGAUUGUGGCAAAAGUCGGAUUGACGUAUCUGGCUGAAGGUGCAGCGCAUGUUGUCUAUCGAGUCUCUCUUCCAGGUGCAUCUCCAACCACACAUCCUCAUCUUGUUGGAAAGCUGUUUCGCUUUCGGAAGUCGAUCCCAUCCGCAGUACCAUGUGCUCAAACGGUCGCGAACUACCAGAACAUAAUUGCUCCGCUAUUCCCAGUCAACAAUCUUGUCCACCUGGAGCUGCACCAUGUGUCGAACCAGAACGCAUUGAUAGCAAAGCUAAACGCAGCACUCGAGCAGAGAGAGUUGAAUGGAACCAGACCCGCCCAUAGACAUGGUGUUUAUCUGACGCCUUCAGCCGAGGAGCCGAACGCCAUCCUGGUAACAGAUAUGAGUGCAUGUGGACCGGAUGAAAGGCUGAUAGAAUUCAAACCAAAGUGGCUGGUUCAAAGUCCGAGUGCGCCCCAAGGAGCGAAGCGGUGUCGGACCUGCGCGUUGAGAGAAAUGAGGACAGAGGAUGAACGACGCUCUGGUCAAAGCCAUUCUGGACGGGGGCAUGCAGGGUUUUGCCCCUUGGAUUUGGUCUCCAACAAUGACGAUGUCCUUGGAGAGACGAUACGGCGGCUCUCCUUGACUGAUGAGCUCUCUAGAACAUAUGAGUCUCCAUUCAAGGAACAGAUACAGCCCUUACUUUUAAGGCUAAGACGUCUGCAAGCCGAGUACAACAAUGUGGGCCUGAAUGACUUCGAGAACGGCCAGAGUCAGGGCUUUUUUGUCUCGAUGGCUCUGAGAGAUUGCAGUGUCUUUGUCAAGACAAAAAGAGGCGAACUCGGAUUCCAAGAAGUCAGAUUGGCUGAUCUUGAUCUUAAAUCUAGCGGAGGCGGUAAGCUUGAACUGUGGGCAAGAACUGAGCAACGCUUGAUCGAAGAAGGAUGGUAUAUGGGGAGUGAAAACGCUGAGAGCCUGGGAAACAGGUUAUGCAGAGCAUUGCAGCAGUCGUGA